Pararge aegeria (speckled wood butterfly) is the source of this 1840-nucleotide messenger RNA. RefSeq names its product basigin (gene Bsg). Gene Ontology annotation, cellular component: cell-cell junction. NCBI's taxonomy places the organism in Eukaryota, Metazoa, Arthropoda, Insecta, Lepidoptera, Nymphalidae. The coding region runs from base 191 to 1033 and encodes 280 amino acids. The record is from RefSeq and is a predicted model, not a curated record. The transcript has 4 exons. Gene Ontology annotation, molecular function: cell adhesion molecule binding. Gene Ontology annotation, biological process: cell-cell adhesion.
UCUGUGGCUGGAACCAUAUAUGUAACGAAUCUAGUUCAGCUGCGCCAUAUUGCUCAUCGACCGUCUUGGAUCAGGUGGUGUAGUGAAUUUAAGGCAGUAUUUGGUAGUUUCAAUUUAGUCCUCAGUUGUGUCUUCAAAGUUGUUCGAGUUGCAAUCGAUAGCGAAGUCUGGAGCUAGCUCCACCUUCAUCAUGGCCCGAGCCGCUUUCUGUCUGUCGAUUGCGUUUCUAUUUUUAGCAAGUGUAAUUCCGUCAGAAGCUCAAAACACGGAGGCGGCCGCGCCCACCGAGCCCGCCACGGCCGCCGCGCCCGCCGCGUCCGCCGAGGCAGCCGCCGACGCGCCCGAGCUGCUGUUCGACGUGCGCGGCAACAUCACGCUGCUGUGCCCGCUCGUCAGCGACAAGAACCUCGACUACGAGUGGCGCAAGAACGGCACGGAGCUGUCGCAGGUGUGGGAGCUGGCGGGCCGCUACUCGCUGGAGCGCGGCGGCGCCGAGUUCCACGUGGCGCGCGCGCUGGAGGACGACUUCGGCACGUACGCGUGCGCGCUGGCGGGCGAGUCGCGGCGCUGGGCCGUGCGCGGCCGCCCGCACGUGAAGCUGCCCGCCAACGCCAACGUGGUGGAGGGGCAGAAGCUGAAGCUCACGUGCAAGGUGGUGGGCAAGCCGCACCCGCGCGUGAGCUGGUCCUACUCCAACAGCAGCGACGGCGAGUUCGCGCCGCUGGGCGACGGCGCGGCGCUGGGCGACGGCGCGGCGCUGGCCGACAGCGAGGCGGGCGUGCCCGACGGCGUGCUGCUGCUGGCGGCGGCGGCGCGGCGCCACGCCGGCCGCUACCGCUGCAGCGCGCCCGCCGCGCCCGCGCCCGCCACGGCCACGCUGCGCGUCAAGGACAUGUACGCCGCGCUCUGGCCCUUCCUCGGCAUCUGCGCCGAGGUGCUGGUGCUGUGCGCCGCCAUCCUGCUGUACGAGCGCCGCCGCACCAAGCCCGACCUCGACGACUCCGACGACAACCACGACCAGAAGAAGUCGUAGGCGCCGCCGCCGCCGCCGCGCCGCCGGGCCGUCGCGCUCGUCGGCUCGAAUUGCACCGCAACACAAUUCUUUCGUAGUAUAGCAACUUUAUGUAUAUAUUCUUUACUUUAACCUCGUUUCAUUGUUUUCUCCCGCUUAUAUGUAUUGUGAAUCGCGCGCGAACCGCUAUCGGGAGCCGCAUGUUAGCGUAGUACUUAAGUGUUAAUAUUAUAACAUAACCACUUUAAAUAUAAUAUCGAUUGUAAAAACUAUUAUUUGUAACAUAACUAAAAUACCUGAUGCUGUAAUAUUUCAAGUCGAGGCGUCCUUUCCGUUGUUCGAGAGCGCGGCGCGCGGGCGAGCGCAUGCGUCGCCACCACUUUCAGUAUCCUCAGCACGAGAUGACGCUACGGGUUAGCUUUUGAUAUCAAAGCCUAACGCUCCUAGUGAGUUCGUUCAGCCAGGUUCGAUUCCUGCGACAGAUGUGUUUUCACCAUCGAAUUAACAAGAACGGGCAUCGCGUUGCAGCUGCCGAGCGGUCUCGUCUCGUCUCGGAACACUCUGUCUCAGUGAAGAUGCAUUUUCGGCACCUGACCCCACCUGGCGCAUCAUUACCCUCCAUUUGCGAAUUUGUUUCUGGUGCCGUCUGCACAGCGCAAGCUGAGAAGGUCGACGAAGCCUAUUUUUCCAAAUGUAAUAAAAUCCUAUUUCCCAGUUCGCUAGUGUUACAUUUCCGAGUGUAACACUAGCGAACUUCGUCUUCGCCUUCCAUUUUGUGACAUGUGUUUAUAAAUUGAUUUAACUGAUCAAUAAAUUAUUAUACUGUUA